UCCCGGCGUGCAUCGCGGUUCGUUUACCUCGGCCAUUUUGCAUGAAUUCGCGGGAAGAGUAGUAAAAUUGGUCAGAUUUAUAAUCCAAAGGCAUCCUCCGAUUGGAGAGGCCGAUCUGACCAUGGAGAGUUCGUACGGCAUCGGCGUCAAGAACAGGUAUGAACUCUUCUACGAUGACGAGGAAGACCCGACAGAACUGCUGCGGCAACAAGAAGAAGAAAAGGAGCGGCGGAAGGCAGAGAAAACCACGGCAAAGGACAAGAGCAAAGGCCCCGUGCCCGUGAAGGGCGUCAAGGCGCCCGUCAACGCGGCCGGCAAGAAACAAAUCAAGGAGGCACCGGUUAACAAGAGCCAGGAGAGGACCAUCGCACCUAGGGACGACAACAAACUGCAGAGGACGACAAGGCCGGCUGACCGAGCGGUGAAAUUUGCCCCACCCAGUGGUGGCGGUCGAGAGAAUCAGCAGGACUUUGAGGAACGCAAGAACAGGCGAAACCGAGAGGAGCGCAUCUCAACUGGUGGCACAGAGGCGAGAUUCGAUUUUGGAAGCAGGGACCGUGGAGAUGGGGAAGUCAGGAGAGGCGGUCGUGGAGGUGGCCUUGGCGGUCGUGGCGGGUAUCCUCGCCGUGGCCGUGGAGGCUUUGCACCCGAGGGAGGCCGGGGCGGUGGCUUUGGUGGUCGGGGAGGAGGCUAUGACGGACGCGGCAAGCGGGAAUUCGAGCGCCAGAGUGGCAGUGACCGCAGUGGAGUGAAGCCUGUCGACAAGAAGGGUGGCGAAGGGUCCUACAACUGGGGAACGGUCAACGACGACUUGGAAGUCCAGCUGAGUCCCUUUGGCGACGAGAACACGACUGAGGCGGCAGAGAAAAGUGGCGACGAGACGGCAGCUGGCGAGAAUACUGCGGACACGAGCAAGGACAGUGGUGUGGCGGGCGAGGAGGGUGCAGCGAGUGAGAAUGCCGCCGAGGACACCAAGGAGAUGACCCUGGACGAGUACAAACGGGAGCAGGAGCAGAAGCGGUCGCGUGCUAGCUUCAACAUCCGCAAGCCGGGCGAGGGUGGUGAGGAGAAGGCCGAGUGGAAGAAGAUGUACGUCCUCAAGAAGAAGAUCACGGACGAGGACGGGGAGGAGGAGGAAGAGGAGGAGAGUGAGGACGAAGACGAGUACAUGCGUCGCGGUCGACAGCGCCAGGUAGUGGACAUCGAGAUCAACUUUGCGGAUCAACGGCGGGGCCGCGGCGGCCGUGGAGGUCGGGGCAUGGGCCGUGGAGGCCCCGGCCGAGGCAGCUUCGGCGGGCCCCGUGGACCACCCCGCGAGGGUGGCGAGCGGCCACCGCGAGGCGGAUACCGCGGCGGUGGCGCCGGUGCCGGUGCUGGUGGCGAGCCACCCAAGCAGUCUGCACCCAAGGUGGACGACUGGAACGACUUCCCUUCGCUCGUGGCCGCCUGAGCUGGCAUCUUGUCGUGCCACUGCCUCCAAGAGGAGGGAGCGGUGGCCGGGAGGUUGUUUUGCGUGUGGCUACACUAUUGACUUCCCCCUCCUUUGCCUUGUUUUUCACGUGUGUGCUGUGAGACGGAUCCCCCUGCUAUCCCAACUUAGGAGGAAGAAGAAGAAGAUGGCAACAGUUGUCAUGCCCGCUCGUCUCCCUGGAGGACUAUGGACAUGUGUGCGUGGCAGCAGGAACGUCCGAGGUGCCGCUUCUCCCUCAUUCAUGCCUCUCUGCCUUGCUGCUUUUCAAAAAGUCACGAUUUGUUUUGUUUUCAUUUUGUAGUUGUCAAGUGGCUCGUUCACACGGGAAGCCUCUUGGCAAAACUCAAGGCCCAUGGCUGUAGUUGAACAGUCCUUUGGUUGUUGUCCCCUCCUUGACAGGGCUUUCUUUGUGCUGAUGGGGAGAGUGGUUGCCUGUGGCCUACACAAGUGUAGUACAAAUUCUUUUUUCCCAAAAGGCAAAUCCACUCUGCACUUAGUGUGCACAACAGGAUAUCUUCCUUUGCCAACUCGAGAUGUGUUGGCUUCAAAAUUUUGCUUGAUUGCCUAAAAAUUGGAAUGUCGGAUGAUGCAUUUUUUUUUUUGUUUGCUUGUAGAUCUUGGGCACAGUGUGCAGUUAAAUUAAUCUGUAAGGCUUUGUUGAAACAAAAUUGUGCUUGCUAAUAUUGCAUAAGGUGCAUGCCUUUGCUCGGGUGUGCCAUUGAGGCAUGCUGUCGCGUCACUUCAAUAUUAAAUUUAUUGUGGGUACUGCCUAGUAACUCCAUGGAAGUGCUGGCCGUAUGGCGAGCAUGUCGGAUUAUGUUUGGAGGCUGUCAUUGCUGGCCAACAGCAGUACUUCUCAAGGUGUUUCCUGGUGUUCGGAUCUUGUCCGUCCCACGCAAUCCCGUGCUGUCUUGGUUUCUGCAGUAAGCAAAGUGUGCCGCACUUCAGAUCCCGACAUAGUUUGCCGACAGCAAGUUGUCCUGCAGAAGUGGGUGUCCUUUGCAGAGCAAUCCUCCAGGCUCGCAUUAGUGGUGCGCGAGCUGCAUUCACUUUCAACCGCUGCUUUAUGGUGUGACACGAACACGCAGACUUUCUGUUCUACUGUUGUGUGUGUAUGUGUGUGCGCGUGCAUGUGGCUUGUGAUGAUUCGCAUUGUCCUUAUUUUAUUUUCAUUUUAUUUUUUUUUUUUUUGCCUAUCAACCUUGAAGUUUCGACUUCACAGUUCACAAUGGCAAGGUUGAAGCAGUCCUGCAACAUACCAGUGUGCGUGUUGGCUUAUCAAGGCCCCUCUCCCGUUUUUUUUUUACCCACACACACCCUCAGUUUCACACACUUGAGGUGUCUCAAUGUUAUUUUGCGCACGUGCAUAGUAAUGAAGACGAGUGCUAAGGUUGCGGACACUCGCGCAUCAUUUGUGGAGGCCUCGGUGUCUCGUAAAAUUGCCACAAAAUAGUGUUUGACCCCCUUUCUUUGAGAGAAGUGGUGGUGUAAUGUAAGCAUAUGAGUCUGCAUACACACACAAAAGAAGCUGCAUGUGUGUUGUGAAAAAUAGAAGUGCAAGGCAGGAAAGAAGGCAUGGUGUGUGUGUGUGACGUCUUUCUGGUUGCCAUGUAGCCUUGUAUUUUUCUGGGGCACUUGAGGGGGCUUUUUUUUUCCUCCCCUACAGGGUUGCAAACUGAUGGGGAAUCAUGUCGUUGAAUAAACGUCAUAGACAGUUA
This is a messenger RNA of Rhipicephalus sanguineus (brown dog tick), 3189 nucleotides long. Its product is annotated as plasminogen activator inhibitor 1 RNA-binding protein. The record is from RefSeq and is a predicted model, not a curated record. The transcript has 7 exons. Gene Ontology annotation, molecular function: RNA binding. Bases 122 to 1450 code for a protein of 442 amino acids. Gene Ontology annotation, cellular component: cytoplasm; nucleus. Lineage: Eukaryota; Metazoa; Arthropoda; Arachnida; Ixodida; Ixodidae.